CUCUAGUUUCCAUAAAACUGCUACAGACCUCUAAUUUUUCCUUCUUCGUCUAAACUCUACUUUACGCAAGAGAGGAAGAAGGCAGGCAGUCUCGCGUGCACAAUGCCACACGCGACCUUGCCCUCGCCGGGCUUCCAGGCGCUCAUCUUGUGCGGCCCUGGCGCAUCUCUCGAUACUUUUACCUCCAAUCUCGAAGAAUUCCCCAAGGCGCUGGUGCCAAUUGCGAACAGACCCAUGGUAUGGUACCCCAUAGAGUGGUGCAGCCGCAUGGGAGUUACGGACAUAACUUUGAUCACCCCGCCAGCAGCCCAGAAGGCCACACAGGCGGUCUUAGAUCUCAACCCAAAUUUCACCUCUCUGCCUCGAGUAGAGAUAUGUUCACCUGCUGGUCUCACCGAGAAUACUGGAACUGCUGAAAUCUUCCGACUCAAGGAGGUUCAAGACAUCAUCACUCGAGACUUCAUAGUCCUUCCCUGCGAUUUAGUGUGCGAGCUGGAUGGCUUGUCAUUGCUAGAAGAAUGGAUGGUCCUUGAAGGCGGACUGGGGGCAGCGACGGGUGGCCUAUCCCCACACGGCCGCGAGAUGCCCAUGGGUGUAGGUGGUGAGAAACGGGGCCGAAGAGGAGGCCUUAGUGUUUGGUAUGAGACGAAAGUCGACGGCAACAUGAAGAAGGAGGAAACCGACUUCCUAGCUUCCACGCCGCUUCCAAAAGCCAAAGUGCCGCCUCCGCAAGGCUCGAUACGAAAGGACAUCUCUCAAGUCGUCCUUACCAUGCCUACGGAUACGCUCAAGGAUAUACAAGAGGCGAAGGAAGGCAACUUUGCUCUGCGGCAUUCUCUGCUCAAAAAGUUUGGACGAUUAAAGCUGCAUACAACGACUAGGGAUGCGCACGUGUAUCUCUUCCCAUACUGGGUCCUGCAGAUGCUGAAGAAGAACGAGACGUUCGACAGCUUAUCCGAAGACGCGCUCGGAUGGUGGGCCAAGGCCUGUUGGCAGGAUGGGUUGGGCGACAAACUAGGGCUUCGGGAUGUAUUGCAGCCGUCAAACACCACGGAUAUGCAGCUAUCAACUGGGGAGCUCAAUCCUCUGCUUGACGAGGUUGAUCUGUCUACGUACAUCACCACAACCACAACACCGACGACGGAGGCCGACACCGUGAGGACGGUAUCGCUCGCGUCGCGUGUGCAGAAUCCCAGCUUCCCCACAGAAUCCUCCAGCACCAUUUUCGAAUCGAAGCCUCGUCUUGUCAUCCCCCCACUCCUAGCCUACGUUCAACCAAGCUCUGCAAACGAGCCCCUUAUCCGCCGUGUCGAUACAGAAGAUCAGCUCCUCAAUGUAUCCCUUCGACUCGCACGGCUACCAGCUCUUGAUGACAAGACAGUAGCUGCGCACUCGCCGUACAGUUUUGAUUCCAAAAUCCACCCUCAAAUCACCAUUCCCAAGCAAUCCCACAUCGACACUGCUACUACGCUGAUUGCAGCGAAUACAACCCUUUCAGAGCGGGUCGCCAUAAAAGAAUCCGUUGUCGGUGCAAAUUGCAGCAUCGGCAUGGGCUCUAAACUCACCAGGUGUCUACUCAUGGAUGGUGUCGUUAUCGGUGACUUUUGCAGUCUGACCGGGUGCAUAAUUGGUCCGAGGGCGAAGAUCACCGGCGGCCCCAAGGAGGAUAGGAACAAGACAGACCUGAAAAACGUGAAGGUCAUGGGAGGCAUGGUCGUGGAAUGGGGAACUGUUGCCGAGGGACGGGUUAUCGGUGGAGGGGAUUUGUUAGAUGAGGAAGGUUUAGAUGGAAUUAGUGGAGCUGAAGGCGACGACGAUUGAUGAAUGAAGACAAUGAAGAGCAAAAAUGCAUGUCUGGAUCGCAAAAUGGGGGUUCAUAGAGACGAAAGAUUUGCCCAGUGGUAUAUCCAUUUUGAACAAUGAGUCUAUGGUCAUCUAUCAUGUUGUUGUUCAAUCUGAGCGCCAAAUAAUGAAAAUACAAAUGAAAAACAUUUUCAAGAA
Messenger RNA from Verruconis gallopava, 2001 nucleotides. RefSeq lists its product as uncharacterized. Gene Ontology annotation, biological process: cytoplasmic translational initiation. Gene Ontology annotation, cellular component: guanyl-nucleotide exchange factor complex; eukaryotic translation initiation factor 2B complex. The transcript is spliced from 2 exons. Gene Ontology annotation, molecular function: translation initiation factor activity; guanyl-nucleotide exchange factor activity. Lineage: Eukaryota; Fungi; Ascomycota; Dothideomycetes; Venturiales; Sympoventuriaceae. The record is from RefSeq and is a predicted model, not a curated record. The coding region runs from base 103 to 1821 and encodes 572 amino acids.